CGGGGAGGGAGGGACAGCGCGGGAGCGCGCCCGCCGCGGCUUUUCUCGCCGGGCUGCCGAGCGGGCAGCAGCAGCAGCAAGAGCGCGAGUACCCCCUUGACCCUCUUCUCCCGGGCGGAGGGGCCGCACCUUCCCGCAAGGCAGUAACAUAAAGACCUGUCAUACAGGAGAUAAGAAAAGGAGGAAAAGUAAAAAGAGAGACCAACUUUCUCAGAAGUUAUUUGUACAAAGGAUCAAUAUUUCGAGAUGUGUGAAGGAGAGGGGUCUAACUGAAAAGCUGCCUUGAUACACUGUUAUUCUGACUAUGACUGGAUUGACUGAAAAUUGCCUCAACGAGUAAGAUUUCUUGUCUAUACUUACAUAACUGCUGCAAGCUAUCUAAUCUUAUGAAGUUGAACUUCAUUCUUCAAGUGUGAUUUACUCAGUACAGCCUAAAACCAUGAUGAAAAAGAUGAGCAUACCUACAAGCAAAACUUCCCUGGUCCUCUUUCUGUGCCAAAUUAUUUCUGCACUGGAUGUACCUCUUGACUCAAAACUUCUAGAAGAAUUGUCACAACCUCCUACGAUAACUCAGCAAUCUCCAAAAGAUUACAUUGUUGACCCUCGAGAGAAUAUUGUAAUACAGUGUGAAGCCAAAGGAAAGCCACCUCCUAGCUUCUCCUGGACACGCAAUGGAACUCAUUUUGAGAUAGAUAAAGAUGCACAGGUAACAAUGAAACCAAAUUCAGGGACUCUUGUCAUAAAUAUUAUGAAUGGUGGGAAGGCAGAAGCGUAUGAGGGAGUUUACCAGUGCACAGCAAGGAAUGAACGAGGAGCAGCCAUUUCCAACAACAUCGUUAUAAGGCCUUCUAGGUCGCCUUUGUGGACGAAAGAGAAGCUAGAACCAAAUCACGUUCGUGAGGGUGAUUCACUAGUACUGCACUGCAGGCCUCCUGUUGGCUUACCACCACCUAUCAUAUUUUGGAUGGAUAAUGCUUUCCAAAGGCUGCCUCAAAGUGAAAGAGUUUCCCAAGGUCUAAAUGGAGAUCUUUAUUUUUCUAAUGUACAACCAGAAGACACUCGGGAGGACUAUAUCUGCUAUGCAAGAUUUAAUCAUACACAAACUAUACAGCAGAAACAACCCAUAUCUGUAAAAGUCUUUUCAAUGGAUUCAUUGAAUGACACUAUAGCUGCUAAUUUGAGUGACACUGAUAUUUAUGGUGCAAAGCCAGUUACAGAAAGGCAGCCAGUUCUUCUAACACCAACAGGUAGCACAAGUACCAAAGUGGAGCUCAGAGGAAAUGUGCUUUUGUUGGAGUGCAUCGCAGCAGGAUUGCCCACACCGGUAAUCCGCUGGAUCAAAGAGGGUGGGGAGCUGCCAGCCAACAGAACAUUUUUUGAAAACUUUAAGAAAACUCUCAAGAUUAUAGAUGUUUCUGAAGCUGACUCGGGGAACUACAAAUGUAUAGCAAGAAAUACAUUAGGUUCAGUUCAUCAUGUCAUUUCAGUAACUGUGAAAGCUGCUCCAUACUGGCUAACAGCACCCAGAAAUUUGGUCUUGUCUCCUGGAGAAGAUGGAACAUUGAUCUGCAGAGCUAAUGGCAACCCAAAGCCCAGUAUAAGCUGGUUAGCAAAUGGUGUUCCCAUAGCAAUUGCCCCAGAAGAUCCUAGCAGAAAGGUGGAUGGUGACACCAUUAUUUUCUCACACGUGCAAGAAAGGUCAAGUGCUGUCUAUCAGUGCAAUGCCUCUAAUGAAUAUGGAUACUUGCUAGCAAAUGCAUUUGUGAAUGUUCUGGCUGAGCCACCAAGAAUUCUAACCCCUGCUAAUAAACUGUAUCAAGUCAUCGCAGACAGCCCCGCAUUGCUAGACUGUGCUUAUUUUGGGUCACCUAAGCCUGAAAUUGAAUGGUUUAAGGGAGUGAAAGGUAGCAUCUUGCGUGGAAAUGAGUACGUUUUCCAUGAUAACGGAACCCUGGAGAUUCCGGUGGCUCAGAAGAAUAGUGCUGGUACAUACACAUGUGUAGCAAGGAAUGAGUUAGGAAAGGUACAAAAUGAGGUGCAUUUGGAAAUAAAAGAUCCAACAAUGAUCAUUAAACAGCCAGAAUACAAAGUGAUUCAGAGAUAUGGCCAUGUUUCUUUUGAGUGUAUAAUAAAACAUGAUUCUACCUUGCUACCAACAGUUACAUGGUUGAAGGACAAUGAUGAACUGCCAGAUGAUGAAAGGUUUCUAGUUGGUAAAGACAACUUGACCAUUAUGAAUGUAACUGAUAAAGAUGAUGGAACAUACACUUGCAUAGUUAAUACUACUCUGGACAGUGUUUCAGCAAGUGCUGUGCUUACUGUUGUUGCUCAGCCAAAUCCACCCUUUGACUUGGAAUUGACAGGCCAGCUAGAAAGAAGCAUUGACCUGUCAUGGAUACCAGGAGAUGAAAACAACAGCCCCAUUACAAACUUUGUAAUUGAGUACGAAGACGCGCUGCAUGAACCGGGAGUGUGGCAUUACCAGACGGAAGUCCCUGGCACUCAGACAACCGUGCAGCUGAAGCUGUCUCCAUAUGUCAACUACUCCUUCCGUGUGAUUGCUGUCAAUAAGAUUGGCAGGAGUCAGCCAAGUGAACCAUCUGAGCAGUACCUGACAAAAUCUGCAAGCCCUGAUGAAAAUCCUGCUAAUGUACAGGGGAUAGGCUCAGAACCUGAUAAUUUGGUAAUAACAUGGGAGCCUUUAAAAGGUUUUCAGUCUAAUGGACCAGGGCUUCAGUACAAAGUCAGCUGGCGCCAGAAAGAUGUUGAUGAUGAAUGGACAUCUGUUAUAGUUGCAAAUGUAUCUAAAUACAUUGUGUCUGGUACACCAACUUUUGUUCCAUAUGAAGUAAAAGUGCAAGCUUUAAAUGACUUGGGGUAUGCACCAGAGCCAUCAGAGGUGAUUGGACAUUCAGGGGAAGACUUGCCAAUGGUUGCUCCAGGCAAUGUGCAGGUUCAUGUUAUUAACAGCACAUUAGCAAAGGUGCAUUGGGACCCAGUUCCACUAAAAACUGUGCGAGGACACCUUCAAGGAUACAAAGUUUACUACUGGAAAGUGCAGAGUCUAUCCAGAAGGAGUAGAAGACAUGUAGAAAAAAAGAUCUUGACUUUCAGGGGAAACAAAACUUUUGGAAUGUUACCAGGGCUGGAGCCCUAUAGUUCUUACAAGCUGAAUGUUAGAGUUGUUAACGGUAAAGGAGAAGGCCCAGCAAGCCCAGACAAAGCGUUUAACACCCCUGAAGGAGUUCCUAGCUCACCUUCCUUUCUGAAGAUUACUAACCCCACGUUGGACUCUCUGACUCUGGAAUGGGGUUCACCCACGCAUCCAAAUGGUGUUUUGAUAUCAUAUACACUGAAGUUUCAGCCAAUCAACAACACACAUGAAUUGGGUCCCUUGGUAGAGAUAAGAAUUCCUGCCAAUGAGAGCAGCUUGAUAUUAAAAAAUUUAAAUUAUAGCACCCGGUACAAGUUUUACUUCAAUGCACAAACUGCAGUUGGAUCAGGAAGUCAGAUAACUGAGGAAGCAGUAACAAUUAUGGAUGAAGGUAAGAUGGUUCAACCACUUUAUCCAAGGAUCAGAAAUGUUACAACAGCUGCUGCUGAGACCUAUGCCAAUGUCAGUUGGGAGUAUGAGGGACCAGAUCAUGCGAACUUUUAUGUUGAAUAUGGUGUAGCAGGCAGCAAAGAAGAUUGGAAAAAAGAAAUUGUAAAUGGUUCUCGAAGCUUCUUUGUCUUAAAGGGUUUAACACCAGGAACAGCAUAUAAAGUCCGGGUUGGUGCUGAGGGCCUGUCUGGUUUUAAGAGUUCAGAGGAUCUGUUUGAGACAGGUCCAGCAAUGGCAAGCCGGCAGGUAGACAUCGCUACUCAAGGAUGGUUCAUUGGUCUCAUGUGUGCUGUUGCUCUUCUGAUCUUGAUUUUACUGAUUGUUUGCUUCAUCAGGAGGAAUAAGGGUGGCAAGUAUCCAGUGAAGGAAAAGGAGGAUGCACAUGCUGAUCCAGAAAUACAACCUAUGAAGGAAGAUGAUGGAACAUUUGGUGAAUACAGGUCCAUGUCUGCUUGGACAGGAAAGAAACUGGACAAGGAAAAGAAAAGAAAAGGUAGCUGUGCCAAUUCUCCUGAAGCAGACCCUGUCUUUACCAAAGCAAAGUCUGUGAGAUCUGACAGAUCCAACUUCUUCAGAAGGUCAGGGGAUCAAUACUCCAGCACCAGAUCAGAGACCUCCUACACCAGGAGGAGGGCUAGGCAGUCUUCAGAGCUCACGAGGGUUCGUUCUGUCUCUGCUUCCCUCUGCCGAGAGGAAAGGAGGUCAGACGAGUGGAAGUACAGGCAUGGCUCUAGACAUCAUGCUUCUGAGCAACAGAUACUGGGGUCGGAGGAGGGCUCAGAUUCUCAGGCAGGACAGCCAUCCCCUUUCCAGCCACCUCUCAGCUGCAACUCAGUUGGUGGCUUACUGCCAAGGCAGCAUUCUUCUCUCCAGCACAGCCAGACCCCAGACUGCAGCUCAGAUUCAGAAGACACUCAGAGCUCCUGCCACAGGAAGGUAAGACCUUCUACUACUACUCACUUCUCUGAAUCUGAAAAGAAUUCACUAAUGAAAUCUGUGAUCUUGCCUGAGCUGGCCACUGUCUUAAAGGAUGCUUUGACAGCAGCCAGACAAAGCAUAACGUCUGUGGCACAGGCUAGGCCUCAUUCACUAAAGCAUCCCAGGGUACCAGUCGUAGAAGUUCCACUGGUUCCUUUAGAAGCAUCUGGGAGCAGUUCACAGACUUCUGAGUCUGAUCAUAUGGACAGCUUAAAAGAUCAAACAGCUUCUGGGAAGGAGAAACCUGAGGCUGACAAGGCCUUGCAGGUUGAAUCAGCCCCUGAAGAUGGGGAGGUGGCAUCUGAGUCCCCUGCAGAAGAUCCAGAAGGACCAGAUCCCCUGCGUAAAUUUGACAUGGAGAAUCAGAAUUAUCUGUUUGAACACAUAAAGAGAGUGCUAAUGCUAAAAUCUGCCAAAUCUGAAUGUGCUUCAGAAGAACUGCUUAUCCCCUCUGAAGAAGGCAAGUUUGAUAAUGCACUUCCUGUCCAUUCAGCCGUGGAAGAUCUUGUCUGGAAGAUUUGGGGAAAUCCUGAAGGCAAGCAUGAAGCCUCACCAGUCCUAUGUAAGCUCUAUCCUUUUCCAGUGGAUAAAGCUGCAUUGUGGGGGACCUUGCCUGAGGUAGACAGAGCACUGGUUACUGGUGAUUCUGUACUGUCAGUACCUGAUAAUUCAGAGGCUCUCCCUAAAGAUCCUACUGAUAGAAAGAUUGAGGAAGCAAUUAAAAGAUCUUUCAAGCUAGUUGCAGCCCAGCUUGGAGUAUCUAUCUACUGCACUUAUGCUUCUAAAGCUUUACUAAUAUGGUUGGAGGAAGAACAAGCCAGAUUCAAAAAGAAAUGGGUCCCAUCUGGUGCCGUGCAGAGGAAACACAGGCUGUGUAAAAUUGCAGCUGAUUUUAUCCAUGAUGCAGCUGAGGAUUCUCUCAGCCUCACUGUUAAAAAUGUGGCAUGCCUCACUAUAGCCUGGAGAGCUCUAUGGCUGCGUCCUUGGAGCUCAUCGCCAGAUCUGAAACGUAAACUGCUGUCUUUACCGUACACAGGGGGCAAGCUGUUUGGUGACUCCUUACUCCAGAUCAUGAAGGAGUUCUCAGAACACAAACACUCCUUACAUCAGGUGAAAAAGAAGAGCUCUGUUGGAAGCUCUUCCUGUUCUCCUCACAAGUGUCUGAGCUCCUUGCGUUCUCCUCCAAAGUUCAAAGGAGGAAAGGGAAAGUAUAAAGUCUCACAAUCAUUUCAUGCCAAGUAUGAAAAGACAUCUCACUUUCAGAGAGAUACCAGACCAUCAAGAGGAACUUUCUAAGAACACAGACUUGCUUCCUAGUUUCUCAGGAACUGAGAAGAGUGAAACACAUAGAAAUGUUUCAAUAUUUCUGGACAAAUAAACCCAGUGCUUAGAAAAUUAGUUGUUUCACAGUAAGAUUUAAAUUAUGAAGUUAAUAAGUCUUAAUGGCUAAUUAAGAUAUUCUAGAGAAAUCAUAGCUCUCAGUUUUAGGGGAGGACUUUUUCACAUUUCAUUUCUGGGCUUCCUAAUGGUGUUGGGAUGGUUUGGAUUUGUUUGAAGUUUUGCACUCCUCAACUUCAACUAAGAGAAUACUUUCUGCGUGAGAGUUGGUUGGUCUGCAGGACCAGACAACAUCAGAUUUUUCUGCCAUACUGAUCUAGUGAAGGAAAUAAUGCUUUAGGAAAUGAAGGUGUUUCAGGAACCAUGGAAUGAUUGUGGAUGCUGUAUUCCUGUGACUGGCUGGAUUCCUUAAUUUUUACAUCAAAAAGGAAAACAGUGCCUCUGGAGCAAUCUGUACUGCAUUCUCAGUGGUUUUCUGAGUUGCAGAAGACUGAGACAAUAAAUUGUGGACAGUCAUUGUCUGCACUAAGAAUCUGCAAGAAACAGAAUAACAGAGAUGUAUGUUGAGGUUGGCGUAGGUGUAUAAAUCAGCCUAAAUUUUCCUCCUGGUCCAUAAAUCAAGAGAAAUUAAGAAGUUAUGACAGCUACAGACCCAUGGGUUCAUGGGUAGGAAGACUGGAAGCAAGCACCUACAAGGGAAGAACAAAAGUCCAGUGGUCUGCAGAAUGUUCUUAGAAGAUAAAACAGGACAAGGCAAUUACAGUAGUAGGAUUGGUAGUGUGGUAACACAGGAUAUUUGCACAUUUUGGUGAAUUAUUUUGCCUCUAUUCUUCAAUAUUUUGACACACAGUAGUUUUCCUAGAAAUUCUAGGAUAUGCUGUGAGACACUGUGGCAGAGAGUUCUGGGAUUGCUUGGUAAUAUAUUACUCUUCCUUCUUCUGAGUUGAUUAAUAAUGAAAAUAAAGUUUGUAACUACAACUGUGUAGUUUUUUCUCUUGUAGUUACUUGAGUUGCAGCUUAGGUGUGUUUCCAUAGGGAUCUAGCCAUGAUCUGUGCCUCAGGACUGUAAUUCUAAGCUUUGACCCUUCCAGAACAAGAGAUUAUCUCAAUGGACUGCCUGAGGAACUGAAUAGUCCAGUUUGAUUUGACAGUGGUCUUACUGUAUUCUAAUUUAUGCACAUGUACUGUCUUUGAAAAUUCUUGUUUUAAUUCUUGAAUACUUCUGUGAUUAACAACUUUUCCAAAUCAUUGCUUUUUAAAGCCAGAGCUUCAUCACCCAGUUUGUCCAGCUUCAGCCAGGAUUGAAGUUUGAGUAUUACAGAGAUGUUAAUGAAAAACGACUCAGAAGACUAAUAUAGGUGUGCUUAAGUCUUAGCUAAAUAAGAAAUAGUAAAAUGGUUUGAAGUCUGGAUUGACUCUAAUAAUAUUAGGACUCACAGUCCUAAUAAUUUAGGAGUGUGAGCAGAAGCCUGUUAGGUAUAGGGACAGAUUUUCCUGGAGUAUGCAGGGAAGCCGUAGUGGAAGGUAUUUCUGUGGCUCUGCCUGAUUGUUUUUACUUAAACGUUUCUGGGCUAUUGACCUGAGGUCACAGAACAAGGAAUUUACUGCCAACAGUUUUCAUCUUCUGCAUCCACUUUCUGUGUCUCAUAGCCCACAGUGCUUUAGCCACUUUGUUUCAUGUUGCCUUUCACCUGACAGUUGUGCUAUAAGGAAAAGUAGUAUAUUGCUAACCAUAUAUUGAGUCUUUUUGCAUGUCUAUGAAUGUGGCAAAGUUUAGUUGGGAACUAGUUGCCUGCUGGACUGCAGAGGCAUCGUAAAAGUGUCUUCCCCAUUCUGACUGGUUGCUGCAUGUACCCAUAUCUAAGGAAGAAAAAUUGAAAAGUUGAAAGAAGAAAGGAGAUUUCAAGGUACAUAUUUCUUUCAAUAACUGAUAAGCUUGUGAAAUGGAAUUUCUUUUUUUAAACAAAUAAAUUUGUACUUUGCACUUAUAUUAUUGUUACUUUCAUACUUCUUAUAUCUCUUAAUAAUUAGCUUCAAGUUUGGUAUGUGUU
Prinia subflava (tawny-flanked prinia) is the source of this 7971-nucleotide messenger RNA. RefSeq names its product neuronal cell adhesion molecule (gene NRCAM). Gene Ontology annotation, biological process: axon guidance; brain development; cell-cell adhesion. Gene Ontology annotation, molecular function: cell-cell adhesion mediator activity. Lineage: Eukaryota; Metazoa; Chordata; Aves; Passeriformes; Cisticolidae. The coding region runs from base 440 to 5878 and encodes 1812 amino acids. The record is from RefSeq and is a predicted model, not a curated record. The transcript has 31 exons. Gene Ontology annotation, cellular component: axon; plasma membrane.